AUGACGAUCAAGUUAUCAACUUAUAUUUGCGUCGUAUUAUUCGGCUCUACAUCAUGGUUGAAUACAAAUUCAGUAUGGUUGGAAUUACCGUUGCUCAUUGAAAAACUGCCAGAAGGAUGGAGUUUACCGUCGUAUCUGACUGUUGUCGUACAGACUGCUUCAAUUGGUCCGUUGGUUUACAGCAUCAUGCGUAAAUUUUCAAAAAUAUCCAUUCCAAUACCAGCUAUAAUCCUAACAUUACUUAUAUUUUGCUGUUCAUGUACCACGUUGAUGGCAUUGUUUUGGUCCCAGACAGUCUUCCUUUUUGGACAAGAACGAUCUGUGAUAUUAAUGAUCUUACUUUUUGGUAUGGCAUUAGUCAAUGGAACAUCAAAUGUACUAUUUAUGCCAUAUAUGGCUACAUUUCAUGCUUCUUAUCUAACAGCAUAUUUUGUUGGAAUGGGCUUAAGUGCUUUGUUUCCCAGUAUCGUUUCGAUUUUGCAAGAAUUCAAUUUUAUAAUGCUUGGUUGGAUGCUUCUUGCUACCGCUGCAUUUGUUUAUCUGAUCUAUCGUAAGAAUGCUGAAUUUGCUGAAAAAAAAGAACCUUCAGUAAAUCAGUCGUCUAUGAAAUUAUCACUAACAGCUAAUGAACCUGGCCCAACAAUUAGCAGUGAACAAUAUAUUGAAACAUAUACUUCUGAAAAUAAAUCACACGCUGAUCAAUUACGAUUCGGAUUAUUAUUAUUUUUGAUGGCUGCCAUAAAUGCUCAAAUGAAUGGAAUUGUUCCUAGUGUUCAAAGUUACGCAUCUUUGCCUUAUUCUCAGACUUUAGCAGUCUCUGAACCAACGCCUGCGUUUUCAUGGAAAGUAUAUUUUUUGGGUACUUAUAUGCUUGCAUUAGCAGUAGAUACUAUAGCAAUUUUUAAAGAACCUAUGAGUCCGACACCUAUUUUGCAAUUUUCUACAUGGGGAUCUGUUCUCAUUAUAAUCAUAGUGGUUUGUUCUGUAGCAUUGAAUUCAUUCCUUCGAACAGUUCUAGCAACUGUAUUGGGUGAUGAUGCAACUGAUAAUGAAACACGGCUUUUUUGGGGCGGAGUAUUUAUACAGAUCGGAUCAUUUUUGGGCUCCAUUGCAAUGUUUCCACUAGUCAAUACAUUUCAUUUGUUUGUGCCUGCACCGCCAUGUCCAUAA
Molecule: messenger RNA, 1170 nt
Organism: Acanthocheilonema viteae
Lineage: Eukaryota; Metazoa; Nematoda; Chromadorea; Rhabditida; Onchocercidae
Source: the annotation of a GenBank genome assembly